This is a messenger RNA of Periophthalmus magnuspinnatus, 1699 nucleotides long. RefSeq lists its product as uncharacterized. The record is from RefSeq and is a predicted model, not a curated record. The coding region runs from base 72 to 1061 and encodes 329 amino acids. The transcript has 8 exons. Gene Ontology annotation, cellular component: plasma membrane. Lineage: Eukaryota; Metazoa; Chordata; Actinopteri; Gobiiformes; Gobiidae.
GAUAUAAGAAACGACGACAUUCGUCUCUUAACCUGUGCGCAGACAAAACUUGUGUUUUUAUCUCUACAGCCAUGAAAACUCUGCUACCAGCUUUGGUCAUCGCCCUGUUUCAAGGCAGCUGUGCUACUCUGCUCAUCAGAGGGCAACCUGAGCUUGCACUGGCUGGGAAUCCUUACAGGGUGGAAUGCCUGCUGGAAGACUCUGAAUACACCAUAGACAAUGUCCGAAUGGAGCAUUAUUGGGGCAAUGAAUGGAGGGCCAUAAGCAAGGACAGGAGUGGCUCAAGGUGCUUUUAUCCAGUGACGAUGGCACGGGCAGAGGACAAAAUUAUCCUGCGUUUUGGCUUUAUGUCUCCAAGACAAGUGGGACCUUAUCGCUGUGUGUUGGACGGCCCCAAUGUGACUGCUCCAGAGUACACUGAGCCACUGAAUGUUACCUACCACUACUUGUAUGGACCAUGGAUAUCCCGGGAAGGAGACAGCAGUUUACUCGGUGACACACUCACUGUGAAAGCAGGAGACAACAUUGUGGUGAACUGCAAAGCUGCGUCGUCCGAAGACCCUGAAAUCUCCUGGUACAAGGAGGGCGAUGACUGGAUCCUUCCGUCCGGUGUGCUCACACUGAACAAUGUGAGUGCCCUGGAUGAGGGCCGCUACACCUGCACCACCAGCCACCCCACCAUCAGCUCCCUGAGCAGGAAUCGCACCAUCACCCUCAGUGUUCUGUCAAGGCUACAGUGGGCCAUGUGGAAGAUUAAAAGAAUUGCCUGCUUGUUCCCUCGUCAUGAAGGCAGACGGAUUAACGACAGCGUCAGACAGGAGAAGGGAGAGGAGAGGAAGUGGGAUCUGGACGGGAACACAGAGACCAUCCUGAUAACGGCAGGGGCCUCGGUGGCCUGCCUUGCGAUCAUCCUCUCUAUGACCGCCUUCUUCUGCUUCUGUGGCAAGAAGAUCAAGACCAGCAAAGGGCCCAUCGAUGACCACUCGGCGAAGAAGCCCAUCUACAAAUCCAGCGUGGAGUCUGUCCCUAGCACCUGCGGGGACCAACAGCCUCUUGUGUGACGGCACGUGGGCAGCUAGGAGGAGGAUGACGGGCGCGGGGGAAGAUGGAGGAAGAUAGGAGCGAGAUGGAGUGGGUGGUCUGUGAAUGAGGAAUGGGGUUAGAAUGGUACUUAAAAAGGUGAGAUAGGGCUGGUAUGAAUGGUUGGCGCUCUGAGGGGAAGGACGGAUGAGAUGCAGAGUGCCAAAAGAAAGAGAACAAAAUCGAAAUCAGUCACAAUUCGGGUGUAGAAAAAAAAGCUGAAGGGCAAAUGAUUGCUUUAGAAGCCCUUUUUUUCGCUUAUGGGUGUGGGUUGCAGUAGCUACGCAUUGGCGGACAAAAGGAGGGGCAAUUUUCUUUUCAUUUAUUCGUCGGCUUCGGAAAAUGGCGAAGCGUCUUGCGGAGUGUACGAGGUAAAGACUCCUAGCAAUUCUCGGCACACAUAAUUGCUCCACUGUGAUUAUGAAUGAGCCAUUUACGUAAUAGGACUGGGGUUGUUUAGCUGAUUUUGUUCCCUCUCAAACUACCCCCUUUAUUUUUUCCCAAGCGCAACCUGCUUUGAAACAUCUGCGAGGUUGUUUUGUUUGAAGCAUUUUGUUUUAAUGGCAUAUUGCACUUUUUAUAUUCGCUUUUUGCACAUAUUAAAUGGAUUUGAAAACCA